GAAAGAGUCGAGCCCGAGGAACUUCCGGUUCCGGUGUCAGUUCGAGGCGCCGCCGCAGGAGCCGCCGGAGCCGCGAUGCCUAAAGGAGGGAGAAAGGGUGGCCAUAAGGGCCGGGCAAGGCAGUACACGAGCCCUGAGGAGAUCGACGCUCAGCUCCAGGCCGAGAAACAGAAGGCCAGGGAAGAAGAGGAACAAGAAGAGAGUGGAGAUGGGGCUGCCAGUGACCCCAAAAAAGAGAAGAAAUCUCUGGACUCGGACGAGAGUGAGGAUGAUGAUGAUGACUACCAGCAAAAGCGAAAAGGCGUCGAAGGGCUCAUCGACAUCGAGAACCCCAACCGGGUGGCACAGACAACCAAAAAAGUCACGCAGCUGGAUCUGGAUGGGCCCAAGGAGCUUUCCAGGAGAGAACGAGAAGAGAUUGAGAAGCAGAAAGCAAAAGAGCGUUACAUGAAGAUGCACAUGGCAGGAAAGACAGAGCGGGCCAAGGCUGACCUGGCCCGGCUGGCCAUCAUCCGGAAGCAGCGUGAGGAGGCAGCCCGGAAAAAGGAGGAAGAGCGGAAAGCGAAAGACGAUGCGACUUUGUCGGGAAAACGAAUGCAGUCGCUGUCCCUCAACAAGUAAAGGUGGCUGUGGGGAGAGGAGAUCCGGGGCCAGCCAGCAGCCAGGACCUCAUUGUGCGGCCUGCCCUGUGCCCCGGUGCCGCUGCUGCAGCCCCUCACGGCUAGGAGUCCCCAGUGGACGGGGCCUCUUCUUCAUCUUGGCACAGAAAUUGUUUGGGGGGAUGGUGGGAGGGCUGGGCGGGAGCGGCUGCUAUCUUCCAGACAGAAAGAUGCAGGGAAGCAUUGCUAUGUAGCCAUUGGAAUGUUUUGGGGAGUUCAGAGCCUGGGGGAGGGGGUCACAGCUAGGUGGGGUCCAAGGAGCUUUUAUUCCUAGGUAGAUUGCACGGGAGGCAGCUGUGCUUAGGGCACUCCUACCAGUUUGUGACAGUCAACCCCAGACUGCCGCCUGGGUGCUUGCUCACAAGAAGAGGCUGUCCUCUGAGGCCUGAGGGUCCUGGCUCCUCCCUGGCCAGUGUUCCAACAGGCCUUUCCCCCACCCUGCCCUGCCUCGCCCCUUGCCCACCGGCCAGGAUCCACUUUUAACCUGACCCCUCCAUCAUUUCAAGGAACCUGUUUACUGUGUGUCACCCAGGGGAGACAAGCUCCGAAAAUCCAACUUGUGUAUCUGGCCGAUUAAACUUGACAUUAUCUUAA
Molecule: messenger RNA, 1253 nt
Organism: Echinops telfairi (small Madagascar hedgehog)
Lineage: Eukaryota; Metazoa; Chordata; Mammalia; Afrosoricida; Tenrecidae
Gene: PDAP1
Product: PDGFA associated protein 1
Exons: 6
Coding region: 76-621 (181 amino acids)
Cellular component (GO): cytosol
Molecular function (GO): RNA binding
Source: RefSeq, a predicted model, not a curated record